AUGAGUAGAAAAAUACAUGGUGAAAAUGACUCCGAGAGAAUCACUAGUGAAGGGACAGCUGCCCGCACAAGACCUCUAAGCAUUAAGGACAUUAUGCUGUGGCGUGAAAAGAAGGCUGCAUCAGAAUCUAAGAAAGCCAAGGAAGGGCUAGAAAAUGGUAAGGGCAAAUCUACUCACUUGGAACAAGGAAGAGAACACAAAAGCAGAAAGGAUCCCAGAGAUAUGCCUGUGGAGGGUUCAAGAAAGGAGAACAGUAGAGAUGCAACAAGGGAGGGCUCCAAGAAAGAAAAUCCAAGACAUAUACCAAGGGAAAAUCCAAAAAAGGAGGACAUGAGAUAUGCACCAAAGGAGGUAUCCAAGAAGGACAACUCUAGAGAUAGGCCAAACACUGGUGCGAAGAUGGAUGACCUGAAAGAUGCACCAAAGGUCCUGGAGAAGGAAGGCCUGGGAGAUGCACCAAAGAAGGCUUCCAAGAAACAGAGGCCCUCAGGAGACGAUAAUCAUUCAGUUAGGAAAGACAAAGGCAUUCAUCAUUCUCAGAAACUUGUCACAAACAUGAGUGGUCGGGCUGAUGAAAGCAAAGAUAGAAAUCUUAGUGAGAUCAGAGAAAGAAAGGGUGAUGUAAUGAGAUCUGAGUAUCAAAAGGAACCUGGAAAAAGAUGGAAUGAUGAAGCUGUUGGUGAUGAUAAAAUAAAGUUUAAGAGUGAGAAGCUUCGAAAUGAGACAAAGAGAAAAGACCGUAGCUUUGAUAAUGAGAGGAGGUCAGAGGUAGAUCGACCAAUGUUGAAGAAACAGGAUUCUGCACGGUUCCAAGAUUCCAAGCAUUCUGAUAGAAAUGCUGGAAGGAAUGAGUAUGCAAAACCAUACCAUGAAGAACCAGGGUUUAAAAGGAGAAGGUCCAGAAGCAGGGAUCAUAAUCGAGAAAGAUACGGCAGGUCUAUCUCACCACCACUAAGGGAAGAAAGGUAUAAUUACCAUGGACGUGAUUUUGGCAAUUAUCCUCCAUACUACUCUAUGGAGAAAUCAAGGAGGAAGUAUGCUGAAGUUGAUAAACAAAGAUCGUCUGGGAGUGGAGGAUACAUUGGUGGGUCGCACCAGAAAUAUGAAAGCCGUCUUGGUGGAUACUCACCAAGGAAAAAGAAAACAUCACUGCAAGCUGAGCAGGCAACUACCAAGACUCCUUCCAAGGUCAUUCAGUCCCCAGAAAAGAAAUCAGCCACAUGGGAUCAGCCUCCUGUUAAAGCAAACCAAUCUAACUUCCCUACCACUUUCCUGCCAACUGUUGGCCAGAUGGCUCCUACUCCAUUCAGUUUCAGCGCGAUAAAGAAGGACCCUUCAACUACAGUUGAGACCAUGUUGGCGGGUAAUAGUUUGACUGCAGAUUCUGUCCAGCUUACACAAGCAACACGCCCACUCAGGAGGUUGCACAUUGAAAAUUUGCCUGAUUCAGCUACGGAGGAUAAGUUGAUUGACUGCUUGAAUGACUUCUUAUUGCCUACUGGCAUUAAACCCCAGCGGUCUAAACCAUGCCUCAGUUGCACGAUAAACAGAGAAAAACGUCAGGCAUUUGUGGAAUUUCUUACACCAGAGGAUGCUACAGCAGCUCUUUCUUUUGAUGGAAGGUCUCUAAACGGAUCUGCUUUGAGAAUUCGACGCCCCAAAGAAUAUGUUGAAACGGUGAAUGUAACCCCUAAGAAGCCUGCUGAAGAGACUGCUUUAAUAUCUGACGUUGUUGCAGAUUCACCACACAAGAUUUUCAUAGCGGGGAUUGCUGGAGUGAUCUCAUCUGAGAUGCUAAUGGAGAUUGUUAGUGCAUUUGGCCCGUUGGCUGCGUACCACUUUGUUUUUAACAGUGAGCUCGGUGGACCCUGUGCAUUUCUUGAGUAUGCCGAUCGCUCCAUUACUUCUAAGGCAUGUGCUGGCCUCAAUGGGAUGAUGCUUGGUGGAUGUGUACUGACUGCUGUGCAUGUGUUUCCUAAUCCUCCUGUGGAGGCUGCUAAUGAGGCUUUCCCAUUUUAUGGUAUUCCUGACAACGCCAAAUCGCUUCUGAAAAAACCAACAAAGGUCCUGCAGCUAAAAAAUGUGUUUGAACGAGAAGAGUAUAUGCUACUUUCAAAAUCUGAGCUGGAAGAAACUUUGGAAGAUGUACGUGUUGAAUGUACGAGGUUUGGAGCAGUCAAAUCUGUAAAUGUAGUUGAGUAUCCUGCUGGUGGUGGUAGUGCUGCAGAGGAUAACAUAGUUGAGCUCAAGAUUGAAUGCACUGAAUUUGCUGAUACUGAAAACAUUGCAAAGGCUGUAUCAGAAUAUUCUGUACCGAUCAAUCAGAGCAUAGAUGUUCUAAAUCAUUCUGAAGCUUUGGAAACUAAAGAUGUAGAUCUUAUUCCAGAGAGUCAAGAUCAGAAGGACAAACACUUCCCAUCAAAUGCAGCACUUUGUGAGAGUAAAGCGCCUGUAGCAGAUGAGGACACAGAGCUUGAUGAAACUCAGUCUAGAGCUGCUCUCCCCACGUCACAACAUGCUGAAGCUGGUCAUACUGAAGCAGCUGUGGAUGGGAAUAAACAUACAGGAGUAGGGGAGGUGGACGAUGAUGCAGUAGAAAAGAGUCAUCAAGACCCAAGAACCUCAGAGACCUGUAGUCCUGCUGAACCUACAGACAAAGUGGCGAAACCUGGAAGGUACUCUGAACAACAAGAACGAGGUGCUGAUGAUGUGACUGAAGAUCGUCCAGAAAAAGUCCCAGCUGUUGAGACCAGUGACACUGGUUUCGUGUUUGAAUCUGGUUCUGUGCUUGUGGAGUUCAUGCGGAAGGAGGCUGCAUGCAUCGCCGCACAUUCCUUGCAUGGACGGCGCUUCGGGAACAGAACUGUGCAUGCUGGAUAUGCUCCAUACGAUCUCUACUUGCAGAAAUACCCAAGGUGA
Miscanthus lutarioriparius is the source of this 2919-nucleotide messenger RNA. The record is from the annotation of a GenBank genome assembly. NCBI's taxonomy places the organism in Eukaryota, Viridiplantae, Streptophyta, Magnoliopsida, Poales, Poaceae.